Cuscuta campestris is the source of this 2271-nucleotide messenger RNA. NCBI's taxonomy places the organism in Eukaryota, Viridiplantae, Streptophyta, Magnoliopsida, Solanales, Convolvulaceae. The record is from the annotation of a GenBank genome assembly.
UCACUGUAUUUCAAUUAUUCUCUUAAUAAGACCAGACAAAUUCCAACUUCCAACACCACACAUAAAUAUAAUGGCAAUAAUGUUCAGAUAUUCUACGUUGUUUACUCUACUGAGUGUUGUGGUCAGUUUUGAUCAAGUGUUAUUAGUGAAGGGAAAUGAGGUGGUGGUUGACAUGGGGAUGGCGCCGGCGCCGGCUCCGGCGAUAGGAGGUAUGGUGCCGGCCAUGUUUAUAUUUGGAGACUCGCUCAUUGACAAUGGAAACAACAACAAUCUAUUCUCACUAGCUAAGGCCAACUAUCCCCCUUAUGGAAUCGACUUCAAGAAGGGUCCUACCGGCCGCUUCUCAAACGGUUACACCAUCGUUGACGAAAUUGGGGAACUGCUUGGAUUACCAUUUGCUCCGCCGUACUCGGAUUCUCCCAGCAUAGACCAAAUGCGUUAUGGAGUAAACUACGCCUCAGCCGCUGCUGGCAUUCUUGAUAUCACCGGGGAACACUUCGUGGAGCGCGUUCCGUUCAACGAACAAAUCACAAAUUUUGCGAAUACAAUAGACGCACUGUCGGGCAAUUUAAGCGCGGAUGUGGUGAAAGCGGACAUACCGAAUUGCAUCAUGUUUGUGGGGAUGGGUAGCAACGACUACCUCAACAACUACUUUCUCCCUGGUUACCCAACAAGUAUGAUGUACAAUCCUCAACAAUUUGCUGAUCUUUUGAUUCAGCAAUACACCCAACAACUCACUAGACUGUACAGUCUUGGAGCAAGGAAGUUUGUACUGGCUGCGGUUGGACAGAUGGGAUGCAUCCCAACAAUGCUGGCCAGAACUGAAAAUGGGAAGUGCUUAGAUGAAGUGAACCAAGCAGUUGUCCCAUUCAAUGCCAACAUGAAGCAGAUGAUCGACAACUUCAAGUCCACUCUCCCCGACGCCAAGUUUGUCUUUCUAGACACCCAAAACAUGUUCCGAAACAUCAUCGCCAACUCCAAAACAUACGGGUUUAGUGUGAUCGAUCGCGGUUGUUGUGGGGUUGGGAAGAUGAAUGGGGAAGUGACAUGUCUUCCAUAUGAACAGCCAUGUGAUGACAGAGAACAGUACAUAUUUUGGGAUGCAUAUCACCCCACAUCUGCUGUCAAUAUAAUACUUGGGAAGAUGUCUUUCAAUGGAGGCCCUGAUGUUGUGUACCCCAUGAACAUUCAGCAGCUUGCCAAGACUGAAACGAUGGUGGCAGUUUGGGGCCACUACAAGAAAUGGUCUGCAUUGCAACGGCCAAAUCCGUUGCAAUAUUCGUCGUAUUCCGUUGCUAAUGGACACUUGCAAUGGAAAUUUCGUUGCAAACAAAGACUCGCUUCUUCCAAUCUCCAAUGCCAAUGGCAGAGUCCCCAGCCCCUCGAGAAAAUCUCGCCUUCUCUAGCCGAUGCACUCGUCCACUACGCCACCGCAAACAGGACCCCCCAACAAACCUUUCAGGAAAUCUCAUUCACCAAAACCGUCCUCCAGAACAGGUCCCCUUGCAACUUCCUUGUCUUUGGGCUUGGAUUUGACAGCUUGCUGUGGAAGUGCCUAAAUCACAACGGCCGAACCGUGUUCCUGGAGGAGGACAAAGACUGGAUCGAGCGCGUGAACGCGAUGAGGCUUUCCCUAGAGAUCUACCAUGUCAAGUACGACACCCGCGUCGAGGAAGCAGUAGAGUUGUUGAGUGUAGGUAAGACAGACGAAGAGUGCAAGAAGGUAAGGGAUCCGAGACAUUCGAAAUGCCGAUUGGCACUCAAGAAUUUGCCCGAGGAUGUUUACGAGGCGAAUUGGGAUGUGAUCAUGGUGGACGCGCCGAAGAGCUGGACAAAGGAUUUGCCUGGGAGAAUGGGUGUGAUCUACACGGUUGGGGUGAUGGCGAAGAACAGAGAAGCUGGUGCCAAAACUGACAUCUUUGUGCACGAUGCUGAGAGGUGGGUGGACAACAAGUUCUCGAGAGCGUUUCUUUGUGAGGCGUAUAUUAAGGAACAAGUUGGGGUACUGAGGCACUUCGUUGUCCCUAGUCACAAGACUGCAGGUUCCAAUGUAUUGCCCUUUUGCCCAUAGUAUCCACCUAAUUACCUCUUCACAUCUUCCCAAGGCAUCCAUCACAAAAGAAUUUCCCCAUACCCUGCAAAAGAAGCACAUUACCAUUAUUAUGGGUGUCCUUUAAUUUGUUUGUUCUCUUUACACUUAAGUCAUUGUGUUUCUUUCUUUUUUUUUUUUGAGAAAAUUACUAUUUAUAGAAUUAAAAGUUAGUCUUUUUU